UAACCGAAGAUGAGCGAUUUGGAAACGCUGCCAGCAGCAGGGAAAUAAGUGCGAUUUGGUUAUGCUUUAAAAGCGAAAAUUACUUGGAAAAAUUUACACAAAUCUGCACCAAAAUUGUCGGAAUCUUUAGAAAAAGCGUUGGGCUUGAAAUUACAGUAAUUUUAAAAGUGUGGAAAAGGAAUAGCUCGUCGGAAAAUUGGCGAAAAUAUUGGAGGCGCUUCAGAAAAACCAAAUUGCUCUAGUAUCGAAGCGAAUGUCAGAAAAAAAUAGAAAAUAACAAAUGUGAAUGUAGCGAAUGGGGUGAUUGUGCUGUGAUCAUAUAAAGAAAACGAUCCGUGGACUGAAUGCAAAGACUACACUUUACAAGACGGGAAUGGACAAGAGCUAGAUGGGAGGAUCGACAAACUGUCUGUUCGGUUAAAUCUUUUUAGAUUCACAUCAUCAAGUUGCGCACUGCCAUUAACACUAGAGAUCUUAGCGAUAGACAAUUUAAAAAUUAGUCCUGCAACAAACAAGCGGAUCCUGGUAUCAGUAUCAGUGUGAAUCUGCGUCCAUAAUAAAAUUAAGAGUAAAUAGUAAUAGAUACAUUAAAACCUAUACUGAAUCCCUGCAAUCCACAUUGGGUCAGAGCAGUGUCAUUUAAGAACAAAUAGCAACGAGUAAAAAUACAAAUUUAGUUUUGUAAUAGGCAUACAUAUAACGCACUAAACCAAGGCAGAUACUGCAACAAGACAAGAACCAAGUACAAUAUGUCAAAUAACUACCAACACCACAACAAUUACCGUGGAUCAGGUACAUCACAAAUGAAUGGACUACGGCCGCAUCACCUGCAGAACGGUGAUUGUGGAAACGAUGAUGGUGACUGCUAUCGCCGCGGUGGUGGCUCAAGUCGACACACAAAUGGCUACAGCGUAAAACCAUUAGGUAAUGUAGCGGUGCCGGACAUGUGUACAUUUUGUUUCGAGGUGCUAGACUGUGAGCUUAACAAUUUAGAGGGUCCUGGAACUCCCAAGUUUACAAAUGAUGCUUACCCAUUAUUUGUUACUUGGAAAACAGGACGCGACAAGCGAUUACGUGGUUGUAUUGGCACUUUUAGUGCUAUGCAUUUGCACAACGGGCUACGCGAAUAUGCACUAACGAGUGCUUUGAAAGACUCGCGUUUUGCCCCCAUCGCCAGGGAAGAGCUGCCCAAAUUGACUGUGUCUGUUUCGAUUUUGCAGAAUUUCGAGGAAGCACACGGGUAUCUCGAUUGGACAUUAGGCGUACAUGGCAUACGUAUUGAAUUUUUAAAUGAACGUGGGUGCAAAAGGACUGCCACUUAUUUGCCGCAAGUAGCAACUGAACAAGGUUGGGAUCAAACCCAAACUAUUGACUCUCUACUCAGGAAGGGGGGAUACCGUGCAGCAAUCACCCCAGAAACUCGAAAAUCAAUCAAAUUGACCGUUAUCGUUCGCAGGAAAUUCAAAUGA
This is a messenger RNA of Rhagoletis zephyria (snowberry fruit fly), 1469 nucleotides long. RefSeq lists its product as uncharacterized. Lineage: Eukaryota; Metazoa; Arthropoda; Insecta; Diptera; Tephritidae. The record is from RefSeq and is a predicted model, not a curated record.